Messenger RNA from Pocillopora damicornis (cauliflower coral), 3320 nucleotides. RefSeq names its product E3 ubiquitin-protein ligase ZNRF2. Gene Ontology annotation, cellular component: cytoplasm; intracellular membrane-bounded organelle; membrane. The record is from RefSeq and is a predicted model, not a curated record. NCBI's taxonomy places the organism in Eukaryota, Metazoa, Cnidaria, Anthozoa, Scleractinia, Pocilloporidae. Gene Ontology annotation, molecular function: ubiquitin protein ligase activity. Gene Ontology annotation, biological process: protein K48-linked ubiquitination; proteasome-mediated ubiquitin-dependent protein catabolic process.
GGCCAAACUCCUUAGCAGUUUCCAAACAAAAACAUCGUGAUUAGGAACCAUGAAGGCCGAGGAGAGAAUAGUCUCAUUUUCUCUAUCUGAGAAUAUCAUGUAAAUGUUCUCUCUUGGUGCUGCUAGGGCAGCUUAGGCUCUUUGGAAAUUUUUGACGCGAUUGAAUAUUAUGGGAGCGAAGCAAUCCAGCCACAAUGGGCGAACAAACGCACGCAACGUCGGCAACGGAGCUGUUGCGACCGCCGGCUUACCAGAGACUUCAAGGGUUGUUGCGCUGGAUCCGAGAAUACGAACUCGUUCAUUAAACAAUGUUGGACAUUCUUUAUCGAUUCCUGGCCAUUCGGCUUCCUUUCAGGAGUCUGAUUUGUCUUCUUCGCCAGAGGAUAACUCUCCGUCGCCGCGAGGACUUGCCCUGCAGGGAGCGCACUCGCUCCCUUCGCAUUUGUUCGCUUACACUACGUUUUUAAACGGGGUGAAAUGUCCCGUCUGCUCGAAAGUAAUUUUGGCUGAAGAUAUUGAGCUUCAUUUGGUAAUUUGCCUCACCAAGCCUCGAAUUACGUACAACGAGGAUGUGCUUAAACAAGACAAUGGAGAGUGUGUUAUAUGUUUUGAAGACUUGAGUAUAGGUGAUACUAUAGCAAGGCUGCCUUGUUUGUGUGUAUAUCAUAAGAGUUGUAUUGACAAUUGGUUCCAGGUGAACAGGUCAUGUCCUGAACAUCCAACAGAUUAGUAAUGCUAUGCACUUUCCUCAAGAAUUUGCAGAAUAUGACAAGUUUACAGUAGCUUAGGUAUCGUGGUGUUUUCAAACAGCAUUGGAAUUUGGACCAUUAGGAGAAGAAGCUGAUUUGCUGUUUAUUGAAAGUAGUGCCUUUCUCAUAGAUGAUUUUUUUUGUUAUUGAAACCUGUGCUGAAGGCAAUCCAGUUCAACCUCAAUCCCAUGGCAGCAAAAUGUUUUGGCAACAUUUUUGAUUAAUGGGGAGCACUAAAUUUGGUUUCUUAAAUUAACUCUGGGUGUGUUCUACAACUGUGUGCUACAAGAGGCCUUUUGUAGGAAAGGUGGAAAGCAAAUAAUAUAUUUUCUGGACUACAACUAAAACACUUUUUUUAGAAUACUUGCAACUUUUAGGAAAUAGAUAAGACUGUUUCCUUGUUUUAUAAAUUCAGUGGAUAAAAUGUCGUGUGUUAUUGGUAUUGCAUGAGGUAGGCCCUUCACAAAAUUAUUAGGUUAAAUCAUAUCAUUCACGAGUAGCACACAAAAAAAGUUGUUGUCUUGCUGUGUUGUGGUUUUGCAAUAAGAACAGUGUUGUUGCUUUUUGGCUGUACAGCAGCUGAAUAUUAUUUUAACAUGUAGAUGUAUAUGUAGAUAUAUUUUAGUAACUAUAAUUGCUAUUCUUAUAGAUUUAAAAUUGAUAUGUGACACAAUUCUAUGAUCAGGACUACCACUCAUUUUGCUGUUCCCUGAAGAAAAGCUGGACAAAGUUUAAAUUGAAAUUUUUUUUAAAAUUCCAAACAUCCUCAUGAGGCAUUAAGAUAGGUAACACUAGAAGGCCAUUGCUACAAGGUAAAAAUUAUCAUCAGUUGGCAAUAUUUUCAGGUUAUAUUUCUUUGGCUAUAUCUGAUCAUUUGUUGCUUAUCAGGUGCAAUUAUAAAUGCCAUUUGUUUCAUCUGUUAUGUACAAUUUCUAUCUUAUUUCACAUUACGCUUCAUCAAUCUGCGAUUUUUAAACAAUUGUAGAAAAAAUUUCACUCUAAAGAAUUUAAACAAUGCUGAGUGGAGGUAAAAUUGUUGAAUUUUUUCCUGUUGAUUUAUUAAUUACAGAACAUGUAUUUUAUUUUUGUAUUUAAAACAUUGUUUUUAAAAAAUCCCCAAUGAAUACUCCUUUGACCACUGGGAUUGACUGGCAUCUCCCUACAAUAUCACCCCUGAAUCAGACAUUAAAGUAACAAGAGUGAAGGAAAUCGUCACCAUGUAAGGGAGCUCUUGAUUUUUAAACAAAUUCUCCUUGUCAGCACCUUAGGAAAUGUAUGUAGAACAGUAUGGAGAAUAUAUACAAUGAUGUUAGGGUGUGAAGGGUCAAGGAACUAAACAUGGUGGUACCUGUACUAGGAGCUUUGAAGAAAAAGCAAUAAGUAGCAAUAGGUCUGAUGCUUUGAACUUGAAUGGCAUACUUAGCAAGCUUCUUCAGGGUGAAACACUAAGAAAAGGGGUUAGUUUUUAAGGGGCAAUAGCAUAAGUAUUUCUCAAACUGGAAAACUACUAUAAGCUGAAAUGGCAAGGCUUAAGAAAAAACAAAGAAAUGUUUAAAAAUCCCGAACUGAAUGUCAUAAAAUAGGAAAGCUAAAAAUUGCAAUUUAUUAUGAAAGUAAAGAUAUGAAGUGUGUCAUAGCUCACCAAAGCUGAAGUACUCUUCACCCCAUAGCCUGGUUCAUAGAAAUCUUAAGGUCACUUUCUGCACUCCUGCCAUAAGAAAGUAAAUUUUGACUGUCCAAGAAUCUUGCUUUGUGCUUCUACUCUCCAGUCAUCCUGUGCCUUAGCUUCAGCAAUUGUUUAACAGGUCAUGUUAUCUCUUUGCUUUGUUAUUCCACUUCAGAAUUUCACUAGUUGUUUUAGUAGGUCGCGUAUAGCAUUGCAUGCAAUGAGUUGACCAUUGAAAUAUAAAGAAUUUGCAAUAUCAUUUGAAAUUUCCUUUUCUCUCCAGUGAUUCCUCUCUCUUCAGAUACAAUGGUUGAAAUAUGUUCUUGAGUAAUUUUCUCUUUGUUUUACAAUACAGUUCACAUUAUUUUGGAUUCAUUCAGCGGGCUUCCUCUAAGAUAGCUCAUAGGGAAGUGAAGCACAUUUCCUUGAGAGAAUUAACCACAGUUUAAUAAAGGAAGAUGUAGUUGCUAAAGCUUACAACAAAAGCCUGGAUCAGUUGAUAAAUAUGUCAAUUAAUAACGUGGUAUAACUCAUUCAGGAUAAUUGAUAUAGUAAACCACCACAACAACCAAACUCAAACAUUUCCGAUUCAUUCCACAGAGUUUAAUGAAACGUCAAAGUACCUUUAUCUCAGUACUGUGUAUAGCAGAGAGGCUUUUUAAUUUUAGCAGAUAUUUACUUGUAUAUAAUUAGACCCCAGAUUUGUUGAGUGUUAUCAACUAGUUAUUGUACACUAAAUAAUGUACCUCCUGUAGGCAUAAUGCAUUUAGUAACAUGUUUUAAAAGGUGCUUUUAAACGAUGGUUAAAUUAUUGUGCAACCUCGUUAAAUUUUCAGAAGAUAAUUAAAAAUAAUUGCUAUUGCUUUGGCUUCUGGAAUGUAAAAAAUAAAGGAAACGUUUGAAAA